AUGGCCCAAUUCCUAAGUCUCAAACUCCAUCAUCAUCUUCACAACAUCCCGCUCUAUACCCUCAUCCCCCUCCUCCUGCUCAUCAUCCACCUCCUCCUCACCCUCCACCACAACAUCUCCCACGCCAGACGCGCCCGCACCCUCUCCUGUCACCCAGCACCCCUCGAGCCCUCAAAAUGGCCCCUCGGCCUCGACGUCGUCCUCGCCUCCCUCCGCGCCGACCGCGAGCAGCGCACGCCAGACCACGUCGCCGCGCGCUUCGCGGCCCUCCGUCGCAACGGUGACAGCAACAACAGCAAUCUAAAACCCAACACCAACGCCAACGGCGGCGUCUACACCUUCCGCACGUCCCUGCUCGGCACAACAAACGUCGUCACCGCCGACCCGCGCAACAUCCAAGCCCUCCUCGCCACGCAAUUCCGCGACUUUGGAAUGGGCCUCGCCCGCAGCACGAACCUCAAGACCGUCCUGGGCCGGAGCAUCUUCGCGGCCGACGGACCGGCGUGGCGCUCCGCCAGGGAGGUGAUGAGGCCCCUCUUCAGCCGCGAUAACGUCUCCAGGCUGGAUCUGCUCGAGGCGCACGUCCAGACGCUGUUCCUCUGCAUCGAAAAGGGGACCACCACGACAACCAUCGCCAACAUGAACGCCGCAGACGGAACGUGGUCCGCCCCCGUGAGCCUCGCCUCCCUGUUCCCCUGCCUCACCCUCGACUCCGCAACAGAACUCUUCCUGGGCCAAAGCACACGCACCCUCUCCGCCCGCCUCCGCAACGACAACUCCCACCCGGGAACGGCCUUCAACCACGCCUUUGAAAAACUCCUCGUCGUGCUCGGCACGCGCAUGCGUCUCCGGAGCUUCUACUGGCUCUACGGGAACAAAGACCUGCGCUCCUGCGUAGCGACGCUCCACGCCUUCGUCGACGCCGCCGUCGCCGCCUCAGAUGCGGCGAAAGCACAGGGUUCCUCCCUCGCGCGGUACGAUUUCCUAGAUGUUCUUCGAGAACGAUGUGCCGGCGGGGGAGGGGACGAAGAAGUUCGCGAGCAGGUGUUGGGGUUGCUCGCCGCGGGACGGGAUACCACCGCCUCGCUGAUGAGUUGGGUCUGGUACUGCCUCGUUCGCAACCCGCGCGUGUUUUCCAAGCUCCGCGCGGAGAUAACAUCAACCUUUGGACCUUACUCUUCUUCCAUGGAUCCUUCAGAAACAUCAAUGACGUUCGCGUCACUGAAGCAGUGCACCUACCUCCAAGCAAUCCUCUCCGAAACCCUCCGCCUCCACUCAGUGGUCCCCUUCAACUCCCGCCGCGCCCUCAUCGACACGACCCUCCCCGCCGGCGGCGGCCCCCACGGCACCGACCCGAUCUUCGUGCCCGCGGGGACGGAAGUCAAUUUCAGCACGCACGUACUCCACCGGCGCAAGGACCUCUGGGGCGAGGACGCGGAUGAGUUUGUGCCGGAGAGAUGGGAGGCGAAGAGAGGGUCCGCGAGCGCGGCGUGGCAUUUCGUGCCUUUCAACGGCGGGCCGAGGAUUUGUAUCGGGCAGCAGCUCGCGCUGACGGAGGCGGGUUACGUGAUUGCGAGGAUGGUGCAGAGGUAUGAGGCUGUGGAGGGGUUGGAUGUUGAUGCCACUAGAGAUUGGCAUAAUUUUACGGUGGUUUGUGGGCCUGGGAGCCCGGUUGAUCGGAAUGAGGCGGUGUUGUGUCGGUUGAAGGUUGCGUAG
Molecule: messenger RNA, 1716 nt
Organism: Colletotrichum costaricense
Lineage: Eukaryota; Fungi; Ascomycota; Sordariomycetes; Glomerellales; Glomerellaceae
Product: cytochrome P450
Exons: 1
Coding region: 1-1716 (571 amino acids)
Molecular function (GO): iron ion binding; monooxygenase activity; oxidoreductase activity, acting on paired donors, with incorporation or reduction of molecular oxygen
Source: RefSeq, a predicted model, not a curated record